Porites lobata is the source of this 5580-nucleotide messenger RNA. The record is from the annotation of a GenBank genome assembly. Lineage: Eukaryota; Metazoa; Cnidaria; Anthozoa; Scleractinia; Poritidae.
AUGCGGUUGAUGUCAGAACCGUUUUCUGCUUCGUUUUACUUUGGACCUCAGAGACAAAGCUGUCGCUAUGAAUCAAAAGAGGCUGAUUCCAAAGCGAGUUACGAAAACGUUGCCAGGGAAAUUCUGAAUCAAGCUAAUGACGAUAACAUUGAUUUGCUUUUUGUCAAGGAUAUGGCUUGUUACAUGAAAGGAAGAUUGGGUUUUUUAAAGGAAUAUUUUCAAGACGCGAAACAUUCUUUUCUUAUUCGAAAUCCAAAGAAGUCGAUUCCUUCCCAGUAUCGCGCUAGUGAAAAUCCAGAAAUCCAAGAUUCCGGUUGGAAUUACUUUGACCCACAAGAAGCUGGAUUUCAGGAACUUUUCGAAAUGUAUUCGUUUGUCAAAGAUAACCUUGAUGCCAAUCCAGUUGUUGUAGAUGCCGAUGACCUACUCGAAUCGCCGAAGCAGAUCAUGAAGGAGUAUUUUGAUCGAGUUGGUAUCAAAUAUGAAGAGCAUAUGACUACAUGGAAACCUGGCGAAAUAAUCCAAGCCUGGCAAGAUGUUUGGGUUAUAGCAUGGCGAAGAGGGGCUUUAAACAGCAGCGGUUUCAUCAAAUCUGACACUUCGUCAAGUAAACCAGAAAUAGAGUAUCCAUCUGAUGUUGUCAAAGCUAUGGAAGAUAGCCAGGCAUUUUAUGAUAAAAUAUUUUCUGUUCGACUUAGGUUAGCAUAAAAGUUGAGUCGUACGAAGUAUAAGUCUAACGUGAUCACCAUGGUUAGUGCUUUAUUGUAUACGCUUCUCCUCGUAAUCAUGGAAAUUUAUUCAGUUUAUUCUAUUUAUUUCGGUGUUGGGCAUUUUAACUUUAUUCAGGGAUAUAUGAUAUAUAAAUACGUUUGUUUUUAGAUCGGUUCGGAAAUCAAAAGUUCCACUAUAUCUCAAAUAUCUUUUGUUAAGGGACAAAGGAUGGUGUUUACAAGUUGUCAGAAUGGCUGGACAAACUGGCAAACCUUUGCUGGUCUGUUAAGUCUUUGACUAAAGAGUUUUGUACCGGCCUUUUAGGUGUUGUGGUCAAUCAGAAAACAGAAGUUGGACGCACGGAUAAUUGUACGAAACAUCAUAAGUGUAGUUUCAGUCUUUCGCAAUUACAGGUUUAACUGAGGUUAGGAAACACCUCUUCAAGCUUUUUUAAGGAACAUGGAAACAAGUUCGAUAGAUUUAAACAAGAGCCAUAAUGGCAUUGGCUCUUGAUAUAAAUAAUAACUUCCCUAAAUCUUGUUGGGGCUGCGCGACCUAACACCUUAUUUCUUUGUUCUCAGUUAGGCUAUUUUCAGCUAAAUUUCACUUACUUUCCUACUUUCAAACUAAAAUUUCUUUCGACUGAAUCUUAGGAAAAUUUGGUUUCUUUCAAACCAUCGCUGUACUUUCUUGUAUAGGAAUUUGGCUAUAAGAGAUAUUUUCAGUUAUGCAAAUUUUUUCCACACGCAGCUGAAUUCAACUAAAUUCGGUAUCUUUUGCUCUAUCAGUUCUACCACCUCCUAAAAGCUAUUUUCUGCAUAAGAAUACUGUUCACCUUUCUUAGAAACCACUUAACUUAAUAGAUUAGUAUAAAUACGACCACUUUGUAAACUUAACUUCGCUUAGUAAAUCUUAGUAAAUCUUGGAACUCAGACUGAACUAUAAGAAGCUCAGGAAUAAACCGUUGUUCAACUCAACUUCCUGUGUACCUCGACGCUCUCAAAAUCUGUACCCGUACACAUGUCUCAUUUAAUUCUUAAUUGUUUUUUUUUUUCGGUACACUUUGGUUCAGUGUUCUUUAAGAAAAUACAAUAAAAUCAACUCUCUCAUAACGGAGAGCUAGGCUAAAGACCGCCCCCCCUAAAUGAACCCUGUAUUCUCCCGGCAACUGUGUGGUGCACAUUUAUUUCUUGACGUGGUCAAGUAUUGUUGCUGCUAGUUUUAUCCAUUUCUGGGAUCUGGGCCAUAAAUCUCAAAAAAGUAACUGUUAAUAUGUUCUUUCUAUUCUGUCGUUAUCAUCUCUGGAUGAAUAAAAGGGAGAAAAAAAUAUAAAAGAAUAAGGAUUCUUAAAUACGUGCUGUCCCCAAAUUAGUACCUGAUCCACACCCAGAUUGUAAAGAGUGCAGAGAGGAGGGUUCUUCCGUCCUCUCUCUUCACCCUAGCCUUUUCCAGGCUUCAAGAUAGUGGUGAAAAGUCGUUCAGUGAAAAGGUGUAAAAAGAUUUGAAAUGCGAAAAACGCGCGGGGGCUGGGGAGAGACAUUUUUCCCGCUGCCACCACCCCCUUUCCCAAGUCGCGCGCGUCUUAUUUUCCUUCUGCUCGUUUUAAUACGUCCUCACUAAAUAAUCUGAGAGCCUGGCACAGGCUAUCUUCACCCCGACACCCUCACCCUCUCGUCUGAACGCCUGGAACAAGCUACUUGUCCUUUUUCGUAAAUAUCUCUCUCAGUUUGCUUAAACACAUGUCUUUUCGUGCCCGUUUACCAGCGGAUUCGUGUAAAUAUAGCUAUUUAGGCCUUUGGUUUGGGCGCCUUAUCGCAUCGCAGAGUUUGUUUUCGUAACGUGACACUAUUGACAGUUCUUGCGUGACAAAAGCACGUGACCUCGGAUACAAAAAGAGUUUGAUGAGAUAAAAUCCUUCCUUUCACUCUGGUUUUGAUAACCACUUGGUCAUUUUCUAAACAACGUUCCCACGAGUUCUUUCUAUAGACUGAUAGUAAUUAUUCUAGUGCUUUCCAACAUGUAAAUAGGACAUUCAAUGUCAUUUUCGAUUCUUUCAAGUCCCACUGCCUAACUAAUGCCAGUAUCAACAGAAUGUGCCGCAGCAUUACUAUCUUUUAGAUACCCUAGUUAUUGAUUUAUUUAUUGAACAGAAGUAAAAGGACCAUCAGAGAGGAGUUAGAUCAGUUGCGUCAAAAAGUGAUAGUUACGAGGGGAAUAUAGUUUCCUAAUUCUUCAGCAGUUUCUCCAUCUUGUCGGCGGUUUCUUAUAAAUGUUUGAGAAAUUCUUUUGCAAACAAUUACAAGAGGUGGCUGUGUGAGGAAAGCUUGAAAACCCCCCUCCUCGCGACCCAUUUUAAUAUAUUUUGAAUUUAGAAGCAAGCCUUCACUAAUUACUGUGAUUUGCAUGGACCCUCACUCGCCCAACAAAUUAUUUGCGACAAAAUACUGUUUUCUCAUACUCAGAGAUGAUACGAGUUCCUUUUUCUUUCUUUCUUUAUUUUUCGUUUCUUUUUGUUAUUUUACGUUAUCAUUAACUUUUAAAAAAAAUUUAUUAUUAUUAUUAUUAUUAUUAUUAUUAUUUCAUGAAAAUUAUUUUUAUUUUUUUCCGGGAUGUUCCGGGAUUUUCCGGAAUGUUCUGGCAUGUUCCGGAAUGUUCCCUGUUCCGGGUUAUAUCGACGCCCGACGUCCUCGGUUGAGCAGGUGUAAGAAAUACGAGCUCCCCUAAAAACGCCUGCGUGGGAGGCUACACUUACUUCUCGUGACUACAUUGUGAAGCCCUCUGGUAGUUUGGUCAGUUUUCUUCAGGGCAAGCUAGGUUCUAGUUUGGUGAGUUUUGACUAAAGCGUUCUACUCGUUUUAGACCGUUUUAUGUCUUGUUGUUGUCUUUUCAGUGGAACGAAAGAUGUCUUACUCAGGGAACUUUGAUAUUCAUAUCAAUAGUAGCUUAUAGUAGCUCACCAUCUAAUUUACAUUCGAUUUUGAUCGUCAAUUUGUAGUUGCUCAGCCGUAUUUGUAUGCCCCUAGGUCUUCUGUUAAAACUACGUGCACCAUCUUCCGCAUCCGUGUCAUGUAAUUAAGCUAAUGUUUACUUGAGUCGUGUAAAGACGCGUUCAUACUCCUUCUCUGUGCGUUCAUCACUUCAUGGUUAACUGCGCAGGGGUGGUUGUUGUUGUUGUUAUGUUAAAGCAUAACGCUUCUGCAUAUCGCUUUAACUCGCUUUUUACCAUCUGACAGGGGCACCCAGCGACUUUUUUCUGCAAAAUAACUGUUCGAAGAAGCAAACAUUGCCUUGAAAUUUGUAAAGCUUGAGAAAAGCUAAAAAUUUCUGGAUAACCAUUCAAUUCGUCUAAAAUAUUCGGAGGUUUUCUAAUAGCUUAAGGCUAUGAUUUUCGGAGUGUGUUAUUCACAUUUCACGGCAUCCGAACAGAUAACUAGGGCGACUCGAAAUUAACCAAGCAGGCUUCUAAAGCAUAGGGAGAACCAUCCGAGAUACUUCCUGGCGUAUUUGAAAACAUUCGGUCGUUGGGUGCCCCUGAUCUGAACGGAUAGCACAGGCUUUGUAUUGCCACGCAAACUGAGUGCAUCUUUUCUAUUUUAAAUUAUUAUAUAUUUAUGAUAAUUAAUUCGUUUUUAUUUAUUUUUUAAUGAAAGUUUAAGGCUCACAAAGAUACUUUACAACCGUUGUUACAGUGAUAUGGGCAUCCCCGCGUUUUGGGCAUCCCCAUUCCAAAACCUUAGUGAUAUGGGCACCCCCUUCUCAUAUUACUUCAGUGAUUUGGGUUAGUGUUAGGGUUCAGUUACAGGGGAUGCCCAUAUCACUAGGGUUUUGGGGAUGGGGAUGCCCAUAUCACGGUGACUGUCACUCCGUCAUACCGAAUUUUGUUCCCAACUACUGGGACGAGCGGAGACAUGGAACUUACUAUGGCUCAAGGAGCCAAUCACAAACUUUGCUAUUUCAUUGGUGGAGGAAGUUGCUGCUGAUUAUUCUGCUUAUUCGAGUCUAUUUAUGUUUGUAGCAUUUGCUCUUCAUUUAUUUCUGAUUCCUGUUAACUCGUAGUUUACCACCAUGACAAGCACAAUCCCAAAGAAGCAUGUUUUCCUGUGGACAGCUUUUAGAUCCUGUUCAUCUGCGUUUGAGCGUUCGAUUUUGACUUUACCCCGCAUGCGGUUGAUGUCAGAACCGUUUUCUGCUUCGUUUUACUUUGGACCUCAGAGACAAAGCUGUCGCUAUGAAUCAAAAGAGGCUGAUUCCAAAGCGAGUUACGAAAACGUUGCCAGGGAAAUUCUGAACCAAGCUAAUGACGAUAACAUUGAUUUGCUUUUUGUCAAGGAUAUGGCUUGUUACAUGAAAGGAAGAUUGGGUUUUUUAAAGGAAUUUUUUCAAGACGCGAAACAUUCUUUUCUUAUUCGAAAUCCAAAGAAGUCGAUUCCUUCCCAGUAUCGCGCUAGUGAAAAUCCAGAAAUCCAAGAUUCCGGUUGGAAUUACUUUGACCCACAAGAAGCUGGAUUUCAGGAACUUUUCGAAAUGUAUUCGUUUGUCAAAGAUAACCUUGAUGCCAAUCCAGUUGUUGUAGAUGCCGAUGACCUACUCGAAUCGCCGAAGCAGAUCAUGAAGGAGUAUUGUGAUCGAGUUGGUAUCAAAUAUGAAGAGCAUAUGACUACAUGGAAACCUGGCGAAAUAAUCCAAGCCUGGCAAGAUGGUUGGGUUAUAGCAUGGCGAAGAGGGGCUUUAAACAGCAGCGGUUUCAUCAAAUCUGACACUUCGUCAAGUAAACCAGAAAUAGAGUAUCCAUCUGAUGUUGUCAAAGCUAUGGAAGAUAGCCAGGCAUUUUAUGAUAAAAUGUUUUCUGUUCGACUUAGGUUAGCAUAA